Danaus plexippus (monarch butterfly) is the source of this 1293-nucleotide messenger RNA. It is a transcript of the gene MED30, whose product is annotated as mediator of RNA polymerase II transcription subunit 30. The record is from RefSeq and is a predicted model, not a curated record. The transcript has 7 exons. Gene Ontology annotation, molecular function: transcription coregulator activity. NCBI's taxonomy places the organism in Eukaryota, Metazoa, Arthropoda, Insecta, Lepidoptera, Nymphalidae. Bases 193 to 1032 code for a protein of 279 amino acids. Gene Ontology annotation, cellular component: mediator complex. Gene Ontology annotation, biological process: positive regulation of DNA-templated transcription.
AAAAUACUUAGCGUCGUGUAUAUAAUCAGAUUUUGUUUGUAAUUAAAAUAUUCACUAUUGACACUUUUCGUUUCUUUGUGUUAAAGUUUUUAAUGAGUUAUCUAUCUUCGUUCAGUGUUUAAGUCAAUCAAUAUUUCUGAACAUUUAAAAAAAAGGGGAUGAUUUAUUAAUAAAUAAUUCCAAACGAGAAUCAUGGCUGGUCAAGGGCAUCAGUUUCCUGGAAAUUUCCAGGGUAAUGCUGGAGCUAUGAGGACAGGUUUCGGCGGAGGACCCAUGGGCAACCAAAUGCAGGCUAUGCCCAAUCAAUUAACUGGUGUGAUGGGUGGGCCAAUGGGUAAUGCAGGUAUGGUUGGUAUGGGUAAUCAGAUGGUCCCGCCCUAUGGAGCAGCAAUGCCAGGACAGAUGGGAAAUAUGAGUAUGGGGAAUCAAGGUAUGGGGGUUGGAGUAGGCACUGGGCCAGCAGGUCUUGGACCUCAAGCGGUACAACAAGCAGGUAGAGGUAUGCAAGUAGCCGCCGUACAAGCUGCUGCACCUCCUCCUGCUCCGGUGAAUCACCCUCCACAGAACAAAGAGUUCAAUACAGCCUCCUUAUGCAAAUUCGGUCAAGAAACUGUUCAAGAUAUAGUAAGCAGGACACAAGAUGUGUUCCAAACUCUGAAAGCUAUACAACCACCUAACGGAACACAACACGGUGAGAAUGCUAGCAAUGAUAAGAAAGCAAAGAUGCAGGAACAAUUGAGGACGAUUAGGCUUCUGUUCAAACGGCUGAGGCUCAUAUAUGAAAAGUGUAACGAGACAUGUCAGGGUAUGGAGUACACACACAUGGAGAGUUUAAUACCACUGAAAGAUGAAGCAGAAAAUAAGGCUUUGGAUGAGAGACGGAACACUGAGACUUAUAGACAAGUGUUGGAAGAAAACAAGGAACUCACUGAGCAGGUGGUAUUAAAAAAUAAGCAGCUGAGGGAAGUGAUAACCAAUCUUAGGACAAUAAUAUGGGAGAUAAAUGUGAUGUUGACGAUGAGAAAGUCAUAGUUUUUAUUGGACACAUAAUUGUAUUACCUUCUAGAAGAAUAAAUGUUCUCUGAGUGAGAUUACCUCAUCUGGAACAACGGAUGCGGAUAAUUUGAGCGAGCACGGUGUUAAAAAUAGCAAUUCAUACAUGAUCUAUGACCGCUGGUACAUAUAAUUUAUAUGCAAUUUUGCAAUUAUCGAUUGUUAUAAAUUUAACAGCAAUCCAAGUGCAAAAACUUAAUGAGGAUUUAAAUAAAGUUUCAAAUAAAUAAAUAAAUAAGU